AUGUCUUUGCCCAACCAGAACGCUCCUCGCAUGCGACGUCACAAGCGUCGCGUCAACGACGACGGCUCUCAACUCGCUCACGCCGUCCGAGCUUUCGUUGAUCAGCAGUUUGACGAAUCCUCUCCCCUUCUCGCACGCCAGGCUGACGGCGCCAACGGUGUCGGCCCAGGUGGCGAUCGCGGCAACGCGAACCCCCCCGGUAUGGGCAGCUUUGGAAACACUGGCACCGGUUCUGACUCGAGCAAUGGCGACUCCAACUCCAACUCUGCUACUACUCCCACAUCCACCCGCGGUUCCGGUGGUCGCGGCAACAGCAACGGCAAUGGAGACACCAACACCCGAGCCACACCCACAGCUACCACCACCACUCCUCCUCGAAACCUCUACACCAGCAUCUCUACCUCCUCUUCUCCCGGUGGCAUCCAAGGCCUCCUCCACACCAUUAGCAACGACAUUCUCGGCGGGGCGGGCAGCUCCACGAGCUCUACCCUGAGCUCUACUGCCACCUCGACCACGUCGUCUUCCUCGUCCACAUCGACACCUUCCACAUCGUCCAGCACCAGGUCCUCGUCCUCCUCGAGUUCCUCAUCUUCGACUUCGAUCGUCCCCAUCACGGCCACCGCUGUCGUCACCGCCACCCCCACUGGUAACCUUUCUGCUGCUAGCGCCUCGGCGACCCCCAAGUCGUCCAGCUCCUCGGCAGGUCCCAUCAUUGGUAUCGUCGCUGGUGCGCUCGUCGGCGUCGUGGUGCUUUCAGGUCUUAUCGGCUUCCUCUUCAAAAAGUACAGGAAGCAGGACGACCCUUACGAGUCGAACCCCUUCGACAGGGACGCUUUCCAGCGCCACUCUGCCAUGAUCCCAGACCACUUCGAGUCGGACGAGGGCCAUGGUGGUUCUGGUGGCAUGUCGCCCGAAAUGUCCGAACACUAUCAACAGUACAAUAACUUUGGUCCCCAGUACGAGUCCGGUAUCAGCGCCGGUGCCGCUGGCGCCAUGGGUGCCAUGGCAGCACACAACGAGACGGGCGGCCCUCGCCCCCCGACCAUGUUUGCCAAGCACGCUGCUGGUGUACAGCAGAACCAGCCUCAGGUCGGCGCUUACUACAAGGACGGCGACUUCAACAACCAAAUGCCUUCCUUGCCGCCUCACUCGGACUACCAUGCUCCUCCCGUCGCCGCUUUUGCCAACCACCACGCUGAUCAGCAGUACCUCGACGAACCCGGGUUUGGCCAAGGUCACCGCUCCAUCUCGCCGGCUCCUCAACUGCCACCCCUUGCCGCAUUCGGCGGUGACCCAUACUCGAUUGCCGGUGUGGGCCGUGGCCAGCAGCAGCCUCACAACGUCGCCAACCCCUAUGCUCACUUGGAUCGAUCGCACAGCGGUGCUGCCAUGAAUGCUGGCUCGUUUGUGCCCGGUUCGAUUGUCAGCCCUGGGCACCACGGUUCAGGAUCUGUGUCGUCGGGAAGCGAGUCGGCUGACCAGCGCCAUGCGUCAAUCAACGCUGCUGAGGCGCUGGCUGCGGGUCUGGCGCACCAGUCGUCGCUCAACCGCUCGGCUAGCCCUAAGCACGAUGCUACUAUGUAUGACACUGCGGGUCGCCCAGGCACCUCGGAGGGUCGCUCGGGCACUCCGGACAUCCCGAAUGUGCAGCAGACGUAUGCGGUGCCUGGGGAUGGUGCUGGUGGACACCGCAUCAGCGCUGGAUCACAGGACAUGCUCAACGGCGGCCGUGUGUCGCCUUCGGGCGCUGCGCUGAGGAACCCUUUUGACAACCCAGCCCCACACCACCAGCAGGCACAGCCCCAACAGCAGCAGCAGCAGCAGCAGCAGCAGUUGAGCGCUCACCAGCUGUCGGUGCGCAACCUCGUCCCCAACCACGCCGGCGCAGGCGGACUCUCUGCCGGCCAGAGACCCGUUUCCACCGCCAGCUCCUUCGCUGACCCCGAAGACGCAUAUGGAGGCGUGUAUUAA
Molecule: messenger RNA, 1971 nt
Organism: Sporisorium graminicola
Lineage: Eukaryota; Fungi; Basidiomycota; Ustilaginomycetes; Ustilaginales; Ustilaginaceae
Exons: 2
Coding region: 1-1971 (656 amino acids)
Source: RefSeq, a predicted model, not a curated record